Molecule: messenger RNA, 885 nt
Organism: Drosophila nasuta
Lineage: Eukaryota; Metazoa; Arthropoda; Insecta; Diptera; Drosophilidae
Exons: 1
Coding region: 67-843 (258 amino acids)
Source: RefSeq, a predicted model, not a curated record
AAUUCACUUUUAAGAAAAGUAAUGACUUUUGCAUAUUAAGCAAAUGUUAAUAAGGAACAUUUCAAUAUGGCUAAUUUAAGUUCUUCAAAUGAAACUUCAAGCUGGCUACCAACUUGUGUGCCCAUCUGGAGUCGUUUAAACCGCCGCAAUGCAGCUGGCAAACAGAGAAAUCUGCCACUCAGUAAACUCAACAAGUAUGACAUUGAAAUUGAGGAUCGCUUGUGGUCUGUUUGGGGAAAUCUGCAUCCCGAAGCUCCGGUCUUUGAGCAUCUGUUGCGAGGUCGUCAAUAUCUGGCCAUCAAUGUAAUGGCUUGUUGUGCAGCCAGCGUUUAUAAUCUGAUGGAUUGGAGUGCUCAGCUGCUCGAUACGAUAGUAGUGAGUGGUCAUAAAUACUUUCAGCAGAGCAUCAGAAAUCUGAAGCGUAAGGAUUUCGAGUUCGCUUUAGAGUAUCUGAAUACUAACUGCGCUCUGGAGUCCUUCAAAUUUGUGGUGCACAUCGAACGCGUUUGCUAUGGCAAACUGUAUCGUGUGCCUGCUUUCAAUCGCAUGAAUCUCUCCGAGGCUUUGAUCUACUUCUUCAAUCACUUUCAAUUUGGAAUUGUGAUGGUGCGUAAGCGUGCUUUGGCCAUUGGCUUCUGUCAGGGUCCUUUCGGAGGUUACUUUAUGUUCGAUUGCCAGGAAAAGGAUCAUCCACUAUUCCCCAAGCAACAAGGCGCUUCAUAUUUGCUGCGAACGAGGCAUCUUCAGGUGCUGCUCUAUUGCCUUGUGGUCACCUUGAAUGUGAAGAUGAUGAAUGUUGACUUUAGCAUUCACAAAGUGGAAGUGCUGCGGAGGGGCGAAUAAGAAGUAUUUUUUAGGCUAAAAUAAAAGGAGAACUAGUUUUUA